Messenger RNA from Colletotrichum scovillei, 3066 nucleotides. RefSeq names its product glycosyl hydrolase family 35. Gene Ontology annotation, molecular function: beta-galactosidase activity. The record is from RefSeq and is a predicted model, not a curated record. Gene Ontology annotation, biological process: carbohydrate metabolic process. The transcript has 14 exons. Lineage: Eukaryota; Fungi; Ascomycota; Sordariomycetes; Glomerellales; Glomerellaceae. Gene Ontology annotation, cellular component: vacuole. The coding region runs from base 1 to 3066 and encodes 1021 amino acids.
AUGAGGUUUGGUCUGAAAGCCGGCGGCCUUCUUUGGCUUGCCGCGUCGCUUUGCGGUUCGCAGAGCGCCUUAGCUCAAGAUGUUGACUGGCCGAUUCAUGACAAUGGUCUCAAUGAAGUUGUCCAAUGGGAUCACCACAGCUACAUUGUGAACGGAGAGAGACUCUUCGUCUUCUCUGGCGAGGUAUGGCGACUAACUAAUUCCCUCCCCGAACUCUGGCGAGAUCUCCUCGAAAAGGUCAAGGCGGCUGGCUUCAAUGCAUUCUCCAUCUACAACCACUGGGGUUACCACAACCCCACGCCCGGUGUCUUGGACUUUGACACCGGCGCUCACAACUUCACCUCCAUCAUGACCGUCGCCAAGGAACUCGGCAUCUACCUCAUCAUCAGACCUGGACCCUACGUCAACGCCGAGACGAACGCCGGCGGCUUCCCUCUCUGGGCCACCACUGGCGCCUACGGCUCUCUGAGAAACGACGACGAGAGAUACACUGCGGCGUGGACCCCCUUCUGGUCGGAGAUUUCCAAGAUCAUCAAGCCCCAUCUGAUCACCAACGGCGGAAACGUCAUCAUGUUCCAGAUCGAGAACGAACUCAACGGGCAGUGGAAGGAUAUUGCUAAGAGAGUCCUGAACCCGCCCAUCGCCAACUACAUGCAGCUUCUCCAGGACAGCGCCCGGGAGAAUGGAAUCGACGUGCCUCUUUCUCACAACGCCCCCAACAUGCGCGGCUUUUCCUGGUCCAAAGACUUUUCCAAUGCUACUGGAAACGUCGAUGUCGUUGGCGUUGACAGCUACCCUUCAUGCUGGAGCUGCAACUUGAGCGAGUGCACCGGCACAAACGGAGCCUAUAUUCCCUACCUGACUCAAGAUUACUACUCCUACUUCACAAUCCAGUCGCCGUCGCAACCCAACUUCCUUCCUGAGUUCCAGGGCGGUUCCUACAAUCCCUGGGGAGGACCCGAGGGUGGCUGCCCCAGCGAUAUUGGCGCCGACUUCGCCAACAUCUUCUACCGCGAUCUCAUUUACCAGAGAGUCACCGCAAUUUCCCUUUACAUGAUGUUUGGCGGAACCAACUGGGGCUGGCUCGCUUGUCCCGUCGUUGCUUCGAGUUACGACUACUCUUCUCCGGUAUCCGAGAACAGAAUCAUCGGCAGCAAGUUCCACGAGACAAAGCUUUUGACUCUGUUCACCAGAGUGGCCAAGGAUCUGACAAAGACUGAAAGAGUCGGAAACGGUACUGGCUACACCACCAACUCAGCCAUCACCGUGUCUGAGCUCCGCAAUGUCGACAACAAUGCGGCAUUCUACAUUGCCCGUCACGCAUACUCCCCUUCAAACACCAACGAGGCUUUCAAGCUCUCUGUCAACACCUCUCAGGGUGCUCUCACCAUCCCCCAGCAUGGUAGCUCGAUCGCCAUCAACGGCCACCAAGCCAAGGUCCUCGUUACCGACUUCAGAUUUGGCGAGAAGACGCUCCUCUAUUCCACCGCCGAGGUUCUUAGCUACACCAUUCUCGACGGCCAAGAGGUCAUUGCCCUUUGGCUUCCCGAGGGCGAGGCUGGCGAGUUCACAGUCACGGGCGUCGAUUCUGCCAAGCUUAUUGGUGACGGCAACGUUGCCGACUUCAACGUCUACCCUGGCGAGAGCAACGUCACCAUCGCGUACACGCAGAAGAAGGGCAUCACGCUCGUCGACCUCGGUGAUGGCUCCCGUGCCGUCCUUCUCGACCGCAGCGCCGCCUACCUCUUCUGGGUUCCCGUGCUUGACAACGACCCCUUUGCCCCGGCCAACAAGACUGGUGAGUUUGUUCUCUUCGUCCAGGGACCUUACCUCGUCCGCCACGCUGCCUUCAACGAGACUGGGCGCAGCCUGGCGCUCUCUGGAGACGCCGACCAGGAGACCACCAUCACCGUCUUCGCCUCUGAGUCCAUCUGCGGCAUCACCUGGAACGGCAAGAAGCUCGAGCUCCUUUCGAGAGAGGGCAACGUUUUCACCGCCAAGAUCGAGGGCCCUGCUAAGUUUGAGGUCCCCGCGCUCGGCCCCUGGAAGGUUCACGACAGCUUGCCUGAGAUUGCUACCGAUUACGAAGCCACCUCUGACAGCUGGGUUGCUGCGACCAAGACCAACACCUCCAACACCGUCAAGCCCGCCUCCAACAACCCUGUCCUCUACGUAGACGAGUACGACAUCCACGUCGGAAACCACAUCUACCGCGCAACCUUCCCGACCUCCGAGUCCGCCCCGACUGGCGUCUUCCUCAACGUCACCGGCGGCCUGGCCUUCGGCUACUCCGUCUGGCUCAACUCCGAGUACGUUGGCUCCUACCUCGGCCUCUCUUAUCUUGGAGCCGACGCCAGCUCCUUCUCCUUCGAGAACGCGACUCUAUCCAAGACCGGCGACAACGUCCUGGUCGUCAUCAUGGAUAACUCGGGCCACGAUCUGCGUGAGGCGGCGCUCGCGCCCCGCGGCAUCACCAACGCGACGCUCCUCGGCCCCGACGCCGCGAACUACAAGUUCUCCGAGUGGAAGAUUGCCGGCACCGCUGGCCGCAACGACCUCAUUGACCCCGUUCGCGGUCCCAUCAAUGAGGGCGGCCUGUACGCCGAGCGCGUUGGAGCCCAUCUUCCCGGAUACCCCGACGCAGACUGGGAGUCCUUUGACUCCGCCAACGGGUCUCUCUCCGUUCCUGAUGCCGGCAUCCGCGUCUUCCGCACCGUUGUCCCGCUCGACGUCCCCGCUGGCCUCGAUGUCUCCAUCUCGUUCCGCCUCACUGCCGCUACCGAUGAUACGAACCGCCUUCGCGCACUUCUGUUUGUCAACGGCUACCAGUAUGGUCGCUUCAACCCGUACAUCGGCAACCAGGUUCAGUUCCCUGUGCCGACUGGUGUUCUCAACUACAACGGAGACAACACGAUUGCUGUCACCGUCUGGAGUCAGGCUGCGGAGGGUGUUGCCUUGAAUGUUGAGUGGCAGGCGGAUUACGUCCACACUUCUAGCUUCGAUAUGAGCUUCGACAGCAAGUCUUUGAGACCUGACUGGGAUGAGAGCCGUUCGGCAUUUGCCUAG